AUGCCGGGAGAAGGCCUCCGAGGCCCUUGCAGGGCCGCGCGCGCGGACGCUCACCACUCGGCAGGCGUCUCUGCGUCUCCUUUCUUGGGGCGCCGCUGCGUCGAGCCACUCCCCGCUGGGACCUUCCCGUCCCCCGCCUCUCACUCCAAGGCGAUCCGCGCCUCGCCUGGCCACGCCGAGACCCAGUCGCUUCUGUCCUCUCUGUCGUUCUUCCACAUGUUCUUCGGACCAGAGGAGGCGAGCGAGACGAGGCGCGACGGCGUCCACGUGCGCACGCCGCCGAGUCACGCCAAGCCCUCGGAUGUCGAGGCGCCUAGGUCUUUGCUGUCCUUUCUGGAUGUGCCGUCGCUGUUUGCGUUGCCGCCGGCUCACGAGCGCCGCCCGUCGGGUGGGAGUCCGACGAUCGCCGCGGCGCCUGCGAGGCAUCCCGACGCCAGCGAGGGCCGAAGCUGGCUUUCGCUUCCUAAAGUUGCGCCGUUAUUUCCCGACUUGCCUCGGCGCCGCGGCUCGACGUCAUCGGUGCAGAGUGAGAGUGAAGAUGCGGCGUCGUCUGGAGGGCCUCUCUCUGCACGCCGACCUGGGUCCGAACGUGGGGGGGGCGCCGUGGCCUCCCCGGCUUCGUCCUUCUCCAGCGUGUCGUCCGCCGGUUCGUCUCCCCUUCCCGAGCGACUCAACUUAUACACGAGCUCCGAGGAGCUACUGGAGGACAGCGCGGAUGAGGCAACGCGGGCAGAGACUAAGACCCCACAGGACAAGGCGUUCUUCACCCCCUCUCCUGCGCGCCCGGGGUCGUCCUUCCACAGACGCAGUGACAGGUUUUUCCUUUCUCCGUCGCAGGCUGCGGGCGCCUCGCCAGAGGGUUCCUCGAAUGCCCACCGCGCCCCUCGCAUGUCUCAGCCUAACUGGCACGUCGUUAGAAGUCCACCUGAAGGCGGCGCCCGCCAGGCCUUCAGUUCCCCGCGAGGGUCUCCGUUCCUGGCAGCCGCGCCCGUGCCCCCUCAGACGCUUCGGGCGGCCGCCGAGCCCGCGCGAAGAUCUCUCGAGAGGCUCGAUUGCCCUGCGCGGACAGCCGCAUCCCGGAACGGAAUUCGAACCACCUUCUCGCCGCCGCUCACGAGACGUGAAGCACAGACAAGGACCGCAAGCAACGGGGCGGCGGUGGCGGGUGGCACGGGAGAGCAGAAGACCUCUUUUCGGGAUCACCAGGGGGGUUCCACCGCGUCCAAAAAGAUAUCGCGAAUCGUCUCGCGCGGUCCCGCCCGCGCGACCGCCACCGGGAUCAGGCGGUCGGAGACAGGGCGGGGGUCUCGCGGAGGGCGGAUGAGCGCGACGUUCCUUCCCAGGCAGUCCACGUUGUAUGCGCUUCACGCGCCCCAGCCCCCGGCCGUCGGCGGGUCGCCUGGGGCUCCAAAGAAGAGCCUGUCGGCCUCGGAGACCCGCGCGCUCGCCCACUCGCAGUGGCUACUCCCCGGCGGUCGCAUCACACCGACAUCGACCCCGUGGGAGGGCGGCACCGCCCCGCUGGAGGGCGACGUCCACGCGUCAGCCUUCCGCCCCCCCCCGCACGCCGUGGUCACGGAGAAGCAUCCCCAACUGGGACGACGCAGGCCUUCCUCGACGCUCCCUCACCGAGAGGACGUGCUUGGCGGCAGCGACAAGAAUGCUCCCUGUGGGUCAGCCCACGGCGUAGUUGGCCAGCAGCGAGUGCUACCGGCGUCUGUUAGUGGAGGCUUGAGCGAAGUCAUGAAAAACAGUGAAGCCAAGCGUGAGAGGGGCGAUGGAGACGAGGCGGAGGAGCGCAAGCGAGCAAGUCUUCCGGCUUCCCCUGUGUCCAGGGCAUCGGAUUUCAGCCGAACAACGAAAGUGUCUGAAGUCUCGGUUGAAGAGACCAUGGCGGAAGUGGAGCGCUUGCUGAAAGAAAGCGAAGAACGUCGAGCGAAGGCCAUCCACGGAGCGCUCCAAGACCAUGCUGGCAGUAGGCGUUUGGAGCCUGGACAAGCACCAACAGCAAAUGUGCGCAUGCACAGAUCGUUCACAGGCCUGGGGAACGACUCUCGCUCGCCCCUCUCGUUCUGGGCGGCUGGAUCGCGCUCUGUGGAGAUUCCGCGCCUGCCGCUUGGCGCCCAGGACGCGUCGUCUGUACCUUCGCCGCCUUUGUGGCUCAUUUGCGCGAAGCCGUUCUCGGCGAAGAAGCUGCCAAUGGGGGCGCCUCCUCCGGUCGGGCACCAGGCGGUCUCGCCGCCGCCCCCGGCUUGCAGCCCUGUGUCCCCGAGUCCCCUCGUGCAGACCUGCCUGGUCGCGGAGCGACUGAUGGCCAUGCGGACGCCGUGGCGGCUUCCAACGACGUCGAUCCUGAGGCGCAACAACGUGAUGGACGUCGUGCUCUACCUCGCCACGCUGCAGAAUCUUCUGCGCGGUUCGGGCCCCACACGCGAGGAGCUGCUCCAGCGCGUCGGGCGACGUCGGCGAGUCAACCAUGUCUUGGCGCAGCUCCGCGAGGCCGCGCACGUCGAUCCUGCGGCGUGCCCCUGGAGAGCGCCCCGCGAGCGGCGGGCGCUCCUUGACACUCAGAAGGAUGAGAAGGAAGCGAAGCAAGACGCGGGAGAUGGGAAUUCGAAUCAAAGCGCGACGACGCCAGAGGACGCCAAUGACGAGGGACGGGACCUGAAGGAGGCCGCGAAACGCACGCAGUUCAUGAUUGACUUGGUUGAUGAAGAAGAUGUAGCGGCGACGCGGAAGGAGUCUGUGCGCUUCCAGGGCCGCCAGCCCGACCCCGUGAGCCUGCCGCUGGCGAAUGGCUCGCCUUACCUCAUGGCCUCCAACCAGCAACGACUCGUCCGCCGCUUUCUGCAGAUGCCCUCGUCGCCGUCCAACGGCUGUUCCGGUCUCGUCGAAUUCAACAUUCUCUACGCCUUCAUCCGCAGCCAUAGGGGCCCGUCGUUUGCGGAAUUUCGAGCUCUCAAACAGAACACGGGCGCGGCUCUGCCGGGAGGCUGCCAGCAGUGCGACGGAGACUGUGCCCCGCUGGGGGCCUCGAUGCAGUUCGUUCUGGCGCAGCUCGACGACACGCCCCAGAAUGCGAGGAAGCGCGGGGGGCUGACCUGCGCGGCCGGCGUGUGCGAGGCGUCGGGGCUUCGCGGGCCGCGCGUCCCCGCGAACCGGCACGGGCCUUCCUCCGCGUGUGCCGGGGGAGACUCGGAGGAGGGGGCGGGUGCACGCCUCGCGCAGACCCUAAGUGCCGUGGAAGUGGAAGCGGCGAUCCAGCUUGUGACGAGGGCCGCGGAGAUCGCUGACGCAGCUGCAGGAGACAAAAUCAUCCCUGGAGCCUCGACUCCCGAUGGGGCGUCGGCGGACGUGUCUCCGGCCUCGACGCGGCGGCGCCCGGACCCGGCGACCGACAUCACCGCCGCCCUUUGGCGAUUCCUUGAGGAGGAGUCUCACGCGACGCAUGCGGGGCUAGUUGGCGCCGAGCGAGCCACGGGGCAUCAGCAAGAUGACGCCAACCGCCUGGCAGUCUCGGAGGUCCUCUCCGUCUUGUAUCCUUCCCCCGCCCUGUUCAUCAUAUGGGACAUUGUGCCGACAGCGGCGCCUGGGGCAGCGCCGGCGAACGUGUCCAGAGGGGUGGCUGCCUCCUCAGGGCCAGUUGCAGGCAGCGUCUUCGCCCCGGGAACCUCGGCGUUGUCCGCGGCAGGUCACCAGCCCCGUGGGAGCCCACACGCGAGCGCCACUGUGCCGUCCGCCUCGAUGCCUUCCGUCACUGCGGGGGCCCCGAGGCUGCGCGACGACUGUGGCGGGGCGUACCAUGGCGACGGCCUCUCGCCGCGGUCCCCGCAGGCCCCGCCGUCGGGGCUUGAGGAGUUCUACAAGCUGUUUCGCGAGCAAGUUCUGCGCUACCAAACGGCCGAGGUUGGGGCCCCCACGCUGCAGUUGCUUGUGCACUUUUGCUCCUCCAUCGCCUUUUGGCUGCAGCUUGACCGCUUCCAGCACUUUGGCGUGAUCAACCUCGACCCGGGGUGCGGGUACCAGGGCCUCCUGAUGCUUGCCUGCUCGGCGCUUGCGCACUCGAAACUGACGGCUGCUGAAGUGCUGCAGAUGCUGCGCGCCUCGUCCAUCGCCGCCCAAGACGGUGGUCAGUCCGGGCGCACUCUCCGCGGCGGCGCCGGCGCGGGCUUCCUCACGCAGAGAGACAGAGGAGACGCAGCGGGCGGGGCGGGCGGCCUCCCCAGGCAAACAUCGACGUCUUUAGCUGGCGCGCUGUCGACAACGAGGAAGCUCGGAGCAGGCGACAAGGGACGAUCCGUGGGUGCGGUCAAGAAGAAGACGUGGGGCGUCAUUUGCUGGCAGGACGCGGAGGAAUGGCCGCCGAGCUGCAGGCGCUACCUUCACUACUUCGAUCGCCUUAUCAAAAGAGGCGGCAUAGAGUAUGGAUUCCCCCUUAGUCCUGUGCCGGCCACGACGACGGAAAGCGACGAGCCAUCUGGCUCACGUGACAGGGUAGGAAACCAUCGAGCAGACGGAGCGACGGCUCUGGAUCCGUCGCCCUUGGAGACUGGAGGGCCCUCGGCGUCUAGCCCUGUCGCGCGCGACAUCGACGCGCCGAUGAAAAGCGGCAUUCCCGCGACGCCCUAUCGCCUGAAGAACAUCAUCAUGGAGAACUUCACCCCCCCUGCGGAACUCGUUUGCGUGGAGGUGUAUGAAAUUGCCCUUUGCUACGGCUGCAGGUGCCAGUCCUCACGGGCCCGUCUGCCGCCCUCGAGCUCUCCGAGCGCAUCAAUCGCCUCCUCGAAAAGGCCAGAUUCGCUUGGAAAUGGGGCGAGCGCUGCCUCACCGACCGCGCCAGCGCUGCCGCCGGAGACCCCUCGGGGCGGCGGCGGCCACAGGCAAUCGCGUGGGACAUCGGCGAGCACCCUGCUGUCUCCGCGUCUGAGGCUGCCCAAGAAUCCAUUCAAGAAACGCGGCACGUCCCCGAGCGGGAGGGACGGAGCAGGCGAACUGGAAGACGCGUGCGUUCAAAAUGCAUCGGGCACCGCAUUGGCGACGUCAGGAAUCACCACCACGAUGCACUCCAGCUUGUAUGCGCACCCUUACAUCAAAGCCCUCCGUCAACAAGAGCUGCUUUCUUCGCAUAAAGCGGGAAGGGGCGCGGGACUCCCUGACCGCAUCCCUCUCCUGCUGGAGCCGGAUGGACCGCUGGGCCAUUUGGCCCCCUGCUGCGUCUCCUCCGCGGUACCGCCGCCCGGCCUGUCACCACUGGCCAGCCAAGGCGAAGCGGAGGACCAGGUGAAGAACCAGGGAACGAAUAAGGAACAUGGCGGAGAGAAGUCCGCUCAGGAUGGGCCUGAGGCGCCCCAUUCCGCGACCGACACGGCAGCGGAUGGCUUGCCGAAGCUGGCCAUAACGCCGCCGUCGCCCGGCCUGGGUCCUGCGGGCGUCGGCGUCUCCGCAGGGGCUCCCUGGGGACGAACGCCGACAGCGGACGGGUCUGAAGAGACGCUCUGCUGCCCCGUCUGCUGUUGGGGGCGGGUCGGGGCGGACGGCGGCGGUGCCCCCGCAAGCCGUGGCGGGCCUUUCGAGGGAAGCGGCCGACACCGCGGAGGGCCGGGGAGCGUGGUGAGGGAGCAGUUUAUACUUCGGGCGUGCGUGAACAACUACCAGCUGAUGGCGGCGGACACGAUGGAGGGGGGGGAGACGUCUCUCGUCUUCGAUUUUGCGCACAAUCGCGAGGGCGACGACCAGUACCUCGUUCUCUCUGGCGACGUGCUUUUCGCGUUCCGCCAGCUGGCCGCAACGCCAAAACAGUCUACAGAGUCUGCAGAGGAGGGCGAGGGCGCACGUCCAGCAGACGAGGCCCAGAAGUCCCUACCCCCGGCGCGAGGUCAAAGCGCUGCGAGCCGGACCGCCGGCACCGCCCCCAAGCCCGAGAUGAAGUCGGCGACAAAACUCGAGUGGGGCACCGGUCAGCAAGUCUUCGCCACGUUCUCUUGCCACACAGGGUUCAUGGUCGAGGGCUCGUCGGACGUCCAGCAGCUGACGAAGGAGGAUUUGGACAUCUACGACUCCGCACAUCGGGAACUCAUUCCGAGUGGACUUCGCGUCUCUCUCAUUUUCGAGCCCGUGCGCCCUUCGCUGUUCGAGACGGGCCCCGCCAUCCGGCGACCGUCGCUUGCCUUGUCGCCCCCGUCGUCCCCAAGCAUGUGUUCAGCUGGCGAGCUGUCGCCCGCCCUCUCUUCGAGAAGUGGAGAUUCGGCCCCGGGGGACUUCGCCCUGCCGGCAGCGGUGGCCGCGACCCCGACCGCGAGCGGUUCCCCGGAAUCCCCCGGCGAGCCACCUAACGCGGAGCCCCUCCAGCCCGUCGCGGAUCCAAGCAGAGGGAGCUCGGCGUCGCCCGCCAGAAGGCCACCAGAAGAACUCCAGGCGGUACCGGACGAAGGAGGCGGAGAGAGCGGGUCUCAGCACGCGAGAGGACGAAAGCUGGACAGGGAAGCUGAGGCGCGAGGCCGGCACGGGGGAGGGGGAACGGGCCUCGGGGCCAUUGCGUCUUGGCUGGGGUUCCCCGGGAGCGGCGCUCCGCGUGCCGCUUCACGAGAGCCAGGCGGAAAGGAGACUGAUGUGGCGAAAGUGGACGAGGCCGCGAGCGCGCGAGGCGAGAGUGAAGACCUGCGCCCCAGGCCGAAGCCGCGAGAGAAUAGAGAGGCGAUCACGGCCUACGGCUCGCCGCGGUCACCGAGAAUGUCUCGAGACCAGAGGAGACUUCUGAAGAUGAUGCACGACCAACAAGUCAAGAGAUCGAAGGCGCGUGCCGAGGGCGACGCCGUCCGCCGAAGCGAUGCGGACUGGGAGUUGUGGAAGGCGUACGUCUUGUGGCGAGCUCAGCAGUGUGUGGGGAGGCCCAAACCAGACCGCCGAGAGUUCUGGAGACGCCACGUCGCUCACGUCGACCAGCUGCAACUCUGGCGACUCUCUCGGCUGACAAGCUGCGCGCCGGACAACUGCCUGGUGGCGCUCAAGGUCUGCUCCAAUGACGUGGCUGACGCGCUGACGUUUCUGUGCCUCCACUUCGCGCCGACAGACGCCUCCCCGCUUCUGCACCUCAGUCUGCCUUGCUUGGCGGGUCCUGGCCCCCGCCUGCCUUCCGAUGGAGUUCUCUCGGCGACAGCGCUGAGCGUGCUUGCCUCUAGCACCCAGUCGCAGGCCUGUUCGCUGCUGUCUUCGCUCUGCGCCAGCCGAGCCCCCCUGCGGCUUCGUGAUGCUGAUGCAGACGUAGCGGAGGCGGGGAGCGCCGCGCUGGCGGGCCUGGAGGCGGCACCGACUCCGGAGUCACUUCUGGGGCCCUCGCUGCCGGCAGGCGGGUUGCAAGACGUCCUUUCUGAGGUGCCGAGUGCGCUGGUGACGUCGCCCUCCGCAUCUCGUCUUUCAACUGCGUAUGGGGCCGAACGAAACUCGGCGCCGCUCGCAGAGGGUAUCCCGCCAGCAUCGACGGCCUUCCCCGCAUCGCCGACGCCUUCGCCGUUGCUUUCGCUCUCGUCGCUAGACGUGGACUCGUGUGCAGCGCAGCCGGAACGACGGAGGCCUGUGGCUGGGGACGCCGAUCAGACUGGACCGGCGGAGCUGAAUCUCAGUGUGGGGUCACAGGGGAUCCGGCUCCCCGGUCACGCCGAGGGGGAGACAGAGAUGCGGGCAUCGCUCGUAACGCGCUCGGUUUCCUCUGCUUCGAUUCUGUCCUCUAGUGGAGACUUCCCUGCCGGCGCUGCAGACGCGGCGGGCGACCACAUCCAAAGGGAGAACGGUGGUGGCCUUGCCGAAUUCGGCAUUCCCUUCGCAACGGAUCCAGCGCUCGGGGUCGCCGACAGCGCCGGCAUGGAGCCUGACGGCGCGCUAGGCUCGUUCGGGGGGCGGAGACGCCAGCGCCGAAUGGCCCCAGUGCCCCAGCGCCCAGGACAGCUGAAGCCGCCGCAAACGCCAUCCGCUGCAUCUGCGACGCCCCCUCGGCCGUCACGGGCGCCUAUCGCUCCUGCUGUGCCCGCGACCCGUGGGCUCGCUUUCGCAGGCACUGCCCCGCUGCCUAUUCGGCGGCUCCACACAGUGGGGCUCACAGCGGAUUUGCCGCAUCUUCUGCAGCCUUUGGGACAGCACUCGUCUGCGCUCGACUCCAUUCCGAGGUUCGGGGAGGGCCCCCCGUCCGCGACCGAAGGCGGGGCUGGGGCGGAAGCAUUUGCGCGUGCAGUGGGGCAGCAGUCUGGCAGCGCGGCCAGCCAUUGUGUCUCCUCUCUGACUGGAAGUGGAGGCCUAGGGUGGACGUUUGCAGGCGGGCGAGCUCGCACGUUUGCCGCAGGUAGGUGGCAUACGGAGGACGAGAUCCAGACUGCCGCGGCGCGCGACAGCGACCGCACAACAGACCAUUCCUUGGCUGGGAAAGCGGAUCUGAGCGCCGGGGGCAGCCGCGUUCCUUCUGGGGAGCAGGACGGCGGAGAGGCCGCUGCACGCGAGACGCAGGCCACCAUUCGCGUGGAUGCCAGCGAAGAAGGGAAGGAGACGUACACAGUGAAAUUGCCUUCGGGGCGUGUGGUUCGAUUCGCGAUCGACCCGCGGAGAGCCGCAAAUAACGAUGCCAUUUUCGUCCAGGCGUCGGAUGUCUCUCCGGCGGCUGUGGGCGCGGAAGGCGGAUCCACGGAUCGGGCUCCUGGAGCGACUGCGGGGACAGGGCCCGUGCGUGAGUUUGCUGCCAAUGAGGAGGAUGGUGACUCAACAGUGUCGGGAGUCCGACCCGGGAGCCAGCAGGUUGGUCGCCAAGGCCCAGCAAGGGAGCUCGCCUCUGCCGGAUGUGCAGCUGUGACGACGGAGGGUGGGGAAGGCGGUUCAGGGGACCUCAAUCAUGAGGCGAGCCCGCUGCCUACGAACCAGCUGGGAGUUGCGCGUUCGCAAGCCAUCUCCUCAGCGUCGACCGCACUGGGCGCCAACGCCGAAAUAUCGAGCACGAGUGGCCAACAGGCUCUUGAGAGUGCACAGAGAGCCGGCGGGGGGACUCAGGCCCCAGGGGCCGGACAGGGCCCACAACUGCCACCGGAGGAGAUGCGCGUGGCAGUGGCAGGCGGUGCGACGGAGACACAAGGCAUCGUGGACGGUGGCGUGCUGGGCAUUGGGUAUCGCGCGGAUGGCGCCCCUAUUCCCGCUGCUCAGGCAGGCGCCGCACUGCGGCCGCCACAGGCGCGAGAAGUGCCCGUGCCAGGGGCAGGCGGUCAUGCAGAAGGUGGAAUCCAGAGUGACCGCAUGACAGCGGGAGCAACUGCGACGGUGGAGCGACCAGGUGCCGGGGUGGCAGAUCUGGGUGUUCCUGCCGCCGGGCUGUUUGCAGGCCUUACUCCUGACGCUGUGUCGCAAUUGGCGGCUGAUGUACCGGGUUCUGACUCCGUGGCCAGGAGUGGCACUGAAGCAGGCAAAGGCGUCCCUGGAGCUGGACUUGGCCAGUUUGCUCUGCAUGCUUCCAUCAGGUCAUCGUCGCGUGUUUCUCCGCCUCGCACAGGCCUCGUUGGCGCUCGGCCGCCCCGGGACGCAGACGGCGCCUCCGCUAAUCACGGCGCAUCUUCUGCCGCAGCGCCGAACACAGGCAGCGAGAAGGGUGCGCUCCCUUCUGGUGCAUCCGAGUUCCACGGUAUUGUCGGUGCAUCGGCACACAUGGCGCCGAAUGACGAGCUCGGGAAGUUAGCGCAUGGGCAGGAUGUGAGGCCUCCUGCCGGGGUCACGGCCGCUGCUCCUGAAACUGUCCCCCUGGGACCUACAGGUGUCAUGUGCGCUGGAACGGCUGCGGGGCCAGCUGUCGGCUCCGCAACAGCCCCACCCGGGGCUCAGAGUGCCCCGGGUGGUGGUGCGGGUGUGAUUCCUGGUGGGGGGGCAGCUGUGCCCCCGGGGCACGAGCCUCUGGCAGCGCUGGGUGCUGGGGUGUCUCCACCGUCUGGUAGUGGGGUCCCUGCGGGUUUUGCGCUGGCGCCUCCUGACGGAGUAUUCCCCUCUGGCGUGGCUGCGAGUGGUGUGUCGCAACCCAGUGUCACGCAUCAGGCAUUGGCUGGGGGUUACCUCAUGAGCCAUGAAGCUACGCCGUCUGUCAGCUUGAGUGCUGUCCCUGCGCCCGAUGCCUUAUCUGCUUCGUCCGCGGGCCCGUUGCCCGUGGUCUGCGAAAGUGGGUCGCCCGUCGUCCUCAGUGGUGUAUUGCUUGCCGUCCCUAGUCGCGGGUCUGCUACAUCCUUGGUUGGUGGGUCUCCUGUUGUCCCCAGUGGGGGUUCGCCGGUCGUCGGGGGUGCCGGGUCACCGGUGGUCGGAGGCAUAGGGCCCGCAGUGACGACACCGCUUGCGCCGCAUGCAGCUUCCGUUGGAGGCGCCCCUAUGGCGCCUGCUGGUGACACCGCUGGACCUCAACCUGACAGCGUGCGGCUUACUUCUGGCGGAAGCGUCUCUGAGGCUGGCUCGGCGUCUAGGGCCGCCUCGGGCGCCGGGGGGCUGGGUCGCCAGGCGGUCCGACGCGGGAAGGGUCUCGAUCCACCUCUGACUCCAAUGUACCCCCCCAAUACCGAAGAAGAAGGCAGGUGCCCCACCUCCCCCGGCGAAGGCCCCCGUUGCAGGGGCAAAGCAACCGGGGGGGGGGCACCGGGCAAAGGCAAAGCACCGCCACUGCCGCCAAAGAAGAAGCCGCCCCCACUCGGCAAGGCUCCAAAGCUGGGCGGUCCACCGAAGGAAAAAGCCGAGGCUGUCGACCCUAAGACGCUGCCGCUGAAGAGACGCAUUCACUGGAAGACGCUCGGCAAGGAACAAAUCGAGGGAACGGUCUUCAAAGAACUGGAAGGAGACCCCGCCAUCCCAGACAUGUUUGAUCCGGAGGCGAUUUCGCGGUUGUUUUCGACGGCGCUCUCUGCCAAGUCCGUCGAGGCACUCGCCAAGGUUGGACCCAAGAGGCCGGAGGAGAAAAAAUUCACAAUCCUCGACAACAAGCGCGCCCAAAACGUUGCCAUCGUCCUCGCGAGGCUCCCUCUUUCGCUGGAAGAGCUGGCAAAGAAGCUCAUGUGCCUGGACACGGAGGGCCUGAACAUCGACAUCCUGCAGAAAGCCGAGCAAGUCGCGCCCGCGCCUGAAGAGCUAGCCAAGUUCCUUGAGUACGAGGCGCAGCGGCAGGCUGAGCCGGAGAAGACGCCCGAACUUCGAGAUGUCGAGAAGCGAAUGACUGCUCUCGUACCGCUGACGCGGCUUUCCUCGAGGGUCCGCAUCAUGCAGACGGCGUUGCAGUGGGAGAAGGUUGUCGAGGAAGUCGAAACGCAACUGGAUCUGCUUUGCAAGGCGGCAGAUGAGGCACACAACAGCCGAAAGUUCCGCAGUCUGCUUCAAGCUGUGCUGCAGUGGGGCAACUACGUGAACCACGGGGUCAAGAAGGCCCCCCAGGGCCACGGGCAUUCCGCAGAGUCACCGGAGACGGCUAGUCUUUCGCCCACGUCCCAGGCCGAUGGCGCGAAAGGCGGUGACGACCGCCAAGCCCUUCAGGAGUUGCCGCCAGUCAUGCUCGUUAAGGAGCUGCCGACGAAAGGUUUCAAGCUCGCGUCGCUGACCAAGCUCAUGGAGUUCAAAACCACGAUCGACAAGUCGAUAUGUUCUCUUCACUUUAUCAUCUCGAAUCUGAUUGUUUCUCUGCCUGAGCUGGACAUCGUCGAUCUGGCGUCGGACAUGCCUUCUCUCGACGCGGCAGCGCGCGUGUCAGAUGAGUCGGUCGACGCCUCAAUUACGUAUCUGCGUAAUGAAGCCGCUUUCCUCCUGUCUCAAAUCCACGCGCUGAAGCAUCCGACCAGCUCGUCUGACACCCUCCCCAAGUCCGCAUCAGAGGGCGCAGCCGGAAAGAGCGGUGAGCACACGCCCGAGGAGGCGGCAGCCCAGGCAGAGCUCACUCGGAUGCAAAAGCUUCACGGCGAGAUGGUGUUGGCGCUGGAGCGGCUCCGCGAGAAAUACGUGAACUGCAAAGAGGUCCUCAGCGAGGUGUCAAAGUUCUACGGCGAAGAGGGCCCGAAGAAGCCGGCAAAACCCAAGCCGAAGGCGCCGAGUGUCUCCAUCGAGACGGGGGCGCCCGGCGAGGUGACCCCACUGGGCGAGUGGGAGUCGGGGCUGCUUGAUCAUUCGCCGUUUGAGCUGCUGGCAGCCAUCCUCAAGACCUGCCGCCAGGGCCUGCGGGACGUGCAAGCGAAUCCGCGCAAGUACGCGAUUCUCCUCGUGGGCCGCUUUUCGUCCGAAGAGGAAAAGUGGAAGUUGCUGAAGUCCCACAUCGAGAACUCGGUAUCGAAUCGCAAGCGACCGUCCGGGCGGACCGGAAGCGACGUCGAGCAGGAAGGCGGAAAGGCCGGGGCGGGAGGCCACGACUCUCGCGCGUCGUCUCCGUGCGCGACGCCUCGCAGGGGCGCAAUGUCAAAAAAGGAACUCGACGCCGGUCGGGCCGCAACGCCGCCCAGGUCAAGAGACAGGGGGCCUGAUGCUGAGUUUGGGGACGGCUCUGCUCCCGAUCCCGCAUCGACGCGGCAACUGCCAGGCGGCGGAGAGAAAUCCCAGUCCGGCGCCGGCGAGGAUCGCCAUGACCCGGGGACUCUAGGGCCGGGCAACGCGCCUGCGCGAGGUCGCGCGAGCGACGGCCGAGGGAAUGGGGCAGUUCGCUCCAGGAGCUUUUUGUUUGGCGGCAAAAACAACGGCCUCAUCCCGCGGCGGCAGUCGUCCCUUCUUGACGGUCAGAACUUCCGAGACGACACGCAGGUGCGGCGAGGAGACAGUCCCCGGCUCGGCGCCUUGUCGGGCGACGACACGUCUCGCCAGACCAGCGGGGCGAAAACGGCACCGGCCCGCGAAGACCAGAAGGUAGCAGAGGGUCGGCGAGCCUCCGGACCCACAACUCGCCCUCUCCGGAUUUCAAAAAGCAGCAUCGCCUUGGUGUCGCGAAAUAGUGGCUUGGCAACGAGGAAGUCUUUGCCGCCGCUCGCCCCGGCGCGAUCCCCUCUCGCCAGUAGCGCGGAGAAAGCGACUUCAUCCGACGCAUCCGACCGGAAGGCUGAAGCUCUGAGGCGCCACGCGACUGCGCAGGCCCUUCUGAAUCGGCAGGCGUCGCAGUUUGCUGCAGGAAUCCCCUCGUCGACCUUGUCGUCCGGACUGCAAUCGCCGACCAGUGCGAGCUCGCUGGAGUCUCUCUCCGCCGCAACCCGAGGUGGAGACAGCAGUGGGCCGCCGACUCCACCUGGCGCCCUCGCCGGCGGCAAAGACCCGGCUUUGAAGAGCGGCCUGCCAGGGCGAAGCUUUCCGCACACACCACCGGCUUCGGGCGUCCGCAGGGCUGCGACAGCGGAGCCUCAGCCGAUCUCCCCUUCAGAAAGCAGGCCCACGGAGGCAGCGAGCGGAAAUGAGGGAGACGGACGGGGAACUGAAGGCAGGGCUAAGAUCAAGGCGAGCGAGAAGAAGACAGCGCCGCUUUCUAUAGCAAAGGAUGGUAGAGACGGGGAGCGGCAACGGGGAACGCGACGAACCGAGGAAGACAAGGCAGCUGGGAAGAUCGAACGACGGCAAGAAGGAGGCGACGCGCCGGCGAGGGCCCAGGGCACCUUUUUGAUGUCGGAUUCAAAAAGGUGUGCCCAUGAUUCUCUGCCUUCCACGCCGACGGGUAGCCGGCGGCGGGGGACGGUGCCUGCGUAUCACGCACCCCGCGGUAUUCGGUCUGAGCGACAGCGCUCUACGGGGCCGGUUGAAAAGACUUCGCGGGUUUUCGUGACGACUCCGCGAGUUCUGAAUCCUUCGCUGUCUCCGUUGGACGCUUUGCUGCCGGCAUUCUCCGACAUGGCUCUCGCGGCCAGCAUCAACAAAGCGCUGUUUGCAGACGAUUUAGAUUCACCUGCUGAACCCAGCGAGGGCUCAGACUCACCCCCCAGGCACGUCACUCUGUUUUCGCCGCGGGUCCCGUCUCCUCUUCCCGACGAGCGCAACAGGAACGCAGACUCAGGUUCGUCCUCUUCGUUCACGCCGUCUGCCAGCAGGCCUCAUCACUUCCCGUCAGGUAGGUCGACCCCGGAAUCUCCUCGGCUCGUCGAUGCGACUGCGCGGGAUUCCGGCGUGACUGGCGGGCCAGGGACCCAGGCAGGCCCGCCCGCGGUCUGCAGGGGGCCUCUCGCAUUCGUCCCCGGCGAUGACAGCGCUGUUCCCGGGGAAGGGCGCGGCAAAUCCGCCCCGUUCCAGAGAGGUGGCGUGCUGUUCACGCGGCCCACCAGCCUCAUCUCGAACGCCGCUCACGCUGAGCAAGAGAAGGCUUUUGGCACGGAUGUUUCUGCGUCGGAGGGACGACGGCCGUCGAGCAGACCUGGGGCAGAUGCGUUACCGCGCCUUCCUGGCGAGAUGUCGGAGGAGAAAGGAGAUUCCUCAGGCGUGGGGCCUGUUGUGCAGGAUCCUGUGACAUCUGCCGGUGAUGCAGGGGGGCGGAGACUGAAGAAGGGUAACUCACAGACGGGCGGAAGCUCCGGCGACUUGGAUCUCUUGGAAAUUAAAGUACUCCCUUCAACGCCUGUCUUUACUUGGGAGGGCGGGGGCGUUGUAAGUCACGCAGCAGGGGCGCGUGCGCCAGCCGUUCGACAGCGCCCCAUCGUCUGUCGGCCUCGACGUCCGCCGCCUCCGGUUGUCUUCGCGGGACUGUGGGGUCGAGGCAAAGCUACGACGGACGCCUCCGCAGCCGCCAAGAGGGCGCCUCGCUCCGCGGUUCAGAGGCUGCCCGCAGAUAAGGGCUAG
Molecule: messenger RNA, 14778 nt
Organism: Besnoitia besnoiti
Lineage: Eukaryota; Apicomplexa; Conoidasida; Eucoccidiorida; Sarcocystidae
Exons: 8
Coding region: 1-14778 (4925 amino acids)
Source: RefSeq, a predicted model, not a curated record